AGCCCAAGAGGCGAGUCUUGGGUAAGGGCUGGAAGGCCCGCCCCUUAGGAACACGUGUCAAGGCGAGAGAGGAACAAAAAAAUCGGAGAGGAGAGAGCUGAGGUUUCGUUUCUGGGUUUGGUUCUCUCUCUCUCUCUCUCUCUCUCUCUCUCUCUCUCUCUCAGAGGCGACGAACUUCGUGAGAUUGAUACAUGAUCAGUCAAUUGAAUAAGCAUAAUGAGUUCAAAAGAAUCGUGUCACCACUGAAGUACCAGACGAGGUGUGUUACUGCCUUCCCUGAUCAGCAAGGAUUUUUGAUCACAGAAACUGUUCAACUGAAGUGCGAGUUGGUGUUCAUCAUCUGGAUGAUUCUCAGCAGAACAAGAACUUCACAUUCAAAUAUCAUAGAGAUGGGAAUGAGAUCUAUUCUAUCAAUGCUCUGAACUUCCACCCGGUAAGCUCUCUAUGACUCGGUAGUCUUAAAGUUUUAGACCAUGAUUAUCGGCAAUCUUUAAGGGGGUUUUUAAACUAAAUGACUGAUAUAAUUAAAUCAUAAAUAAAUAAAAACUUUGUUACCGAUUCUUAAUUAAUGAUUUUGGUGAUCAAUCCUUAGAGUGGUUUUUCAACCACGUGUCAGCAUCACAUUUAAUCUUUUUUUUCUUUUUUUUUGUAACUAAUCUUUUUUUUCUUUCUCACGGCUUGUCGUGAUCUUCGUCGGAUCCAAACCGACGAGCUACUAUGUCUCUCACCAGUUGCUUGCUUCCCUUCCCUCAGUCAUCAACGGCUCCUUUGGCCUCCACGUGUUGUUGCCAUCUCGCCGCCUCUUUUUCUAGCUUUCCGGUAAGCAUAUGUGCUCAUGGAUCCAAAGAUGGUAGGUUUGGUGAAGUCGAGCGUUAAGCUCGGCUGAUUCGAGUGAACUAUCAUCCUUCGCCCUGCACCACCACGUACCCCGCCUCUUCAAACUGGUAUGAAUUUCAUUUUCUGAUUCCUUUAAUAAUCCAUCGUGUUAAUUUUUCAUUGAUAUGUAAUUAUUAGGGUUUUUUUCUUUGUUUUGUGUUUCACUGAAUCAUUAAGCAUGAAACCGUUGUUUCUGAGGCUGCUGCCCCUGCUUCUGCGCCCCAUGUUGCCAACAGCAUGGGCUCGGCUUCUGCUGCGCCCCCUGUUGCCAACAUGGCCUUUGCUUCUUGUAACAGUCAGUCCAAGGCUUUCCAGGAAAUUUGGCGAUGAUGGACAGGAAGUGGUGUUCUCUGACGUUUCUGACAAGUAUUUGCCUGAUAUUAUUUCUCCUUGGCUCUUAUGCUGCUUACGAGCAUUUUCGUCGUGUUGAUGCUCGAGAAGACAACGAAAAACAUUAUGUGACACUGCAAGUAGAAGCUUCCAACGCCACAGGACGACCCAUUCCUGAAACCCUUUUUGGGAUCUUCUUUGAGGAAAUCAAUCAUGCUGGAGCAGGUGGACUGUGGGCUGAACUUGUUAGCAACAGAGGAUUUGAAGCUGGUGGACAAAUCAUUCCUUCCAGUAUCUGGCCUUGGUCCAUUAUUGGAGAUGAAUCAACCAUAUCUGUAGUUACAGACCGCUCUUCAUGUUUUGAGCGCAACAAAAUUGCACUUAGAAUGGAAGUGUUUUGUAACAGCAGUGGUUGUCCAUCAGAAGGAGUCGGGGUUUAUAACCCGGGUUACUGGGGCAUGAACAUUGAAGAAGGAAAGAAAUACAAAGUGACCCUUUAUGUGCGUUCCACUGGGGACAUCGAUGUGUCUGUGUCUUUGACAAGCUCGAAUGGAUCACUAACUCUUGCAUCAGAGCAGAUUAUAGCUUUGGCUUCUGAGGUUUCAAAAUGGACAAAGAAGGAAAUGCUUUUGGAGGCAAAUGGAACAGAUGAUGGCGCAAGGCUUCAAUUGACAACUACCAAAAAUGGUUCAAUCUGGUUUGAUCAAGUCUCAGCCAUGCCUGUGGAUACUUAUAAGGGACAUGGUUUUAGGAAUGAUCUUUUCCAAAUGAUGGUUGAUCUAAAACCUCGUUUCAUCCGUUUCCCUGGUGGUUGUUAUGUGGAGGGUGAUUCGUUAAGCAACGCAUUCCACUGGAAAGAAACCGUGGGAGCUUGGGAAGAGAGGCCUGGCCACUUUGGUGAUGUUUGGAACUACUGGACAGAUGAUGGUCUUGGUCAGUUUGAGUUCUUCCAACUGGCUGAAGAUCUCGGUGCAGCUCCAAUAUGGGUGCUUAACAGUGGAAUGAGUCAUAAUGAUCAAGUUGAAACCGCACGUAUCAUGCCGUUUGUUCAAGAAGCGCUAGAUGGUAUUGAGUUUGCUCGUGGUGAUGCUAAUUCAACAUGGGGAUCAGUUCGAGCUGCAAUGGGACAUCCAACGCCUUUUGACCUUAAAUAUGUUGCGGUCGGGAAUGAAGAUUGUUUGCAGAAAUACACAUACUACAAAGGAAACUACCUUGUGUUCUAUAAUGCUAUCAAGAAAGCCUAUCCGGACAUCAAAAUCAUCUCCAACUGCGAUGGAUCGUCUCAACCACUCGAUCACCCAGCUGAUUACUAUGAUUUUCACGUUUAUAAACCUUCCAAGGAGUUGUUUUCCAUGUCCCAUAAGUUUGACAAUACAUCGCGUGAUGGUCCAAAGGCUUUCGUUAGUGAAUACGCUGCGAAGAGCGAAACAGAUGCUAAUAAGGGAAACCUUCUAGCCGCUCUUGGUGAAGCAGGUUUCCUCCUUGGUUUGGAAAAGAACAGUGAUGUUGUAGGAAUGGUAAGCUAUGCACCUCUCUUCGUUAACACAAACGACAGAAGGUGGUUGCCAGAUGCUAUAGUUUUCAACUCGUCUCAUUUGUAUGGAACACCAAGCUAUUGGGUCCAACAAUUCUUCACAGAGUCAAGUGGAGCAACUCUUCUCAGCUCUACUAUGGAGGGAAACUCUUCUUAUGUUGAAGCAUCUGCCAUAUCCUUCCAAAGCAAUGGCUCUGAUUACAUACAGAUUAAGGCUGUUAACUUUGCAAACGUGACAGUAGAGCUGAAGGUAAAGAUGACUGGAUUGGACUCGAGCAACACGAAAGCUUCUGCAAAAAAGAAGAAAGUACUUACAUCUGCCAGUGUGAUGGAUGAGAACUCCUUCUCCAACCCAGAGAUGAUUACGCCACAAGAAAGCUUAGGGGUAAUGCCCGAGGGGAACUUGACUUUUGUUCUUCCUCCCUACUCCUUUUCAUUAUUCGACAUUUAGUGUCACUAGACGUUGUAGACUCUAAGUUUUAUACAACAAUGAGUGCGUGAAUGAUAUGAUUACAUAUCAAUAAUAUGACGUUACAUUCUAUUUGAUUCCACACAUUAUAAAUUUCCAUUAUC
Messenger RNA from Brassica rapa (field mustard), 3313 nucleotides. RefSeq names its product alpha-L-arabinofuranosidase 2. Gene Ontology annotation, biological process: L-arabinose metabolic process. The record is from RefSeq and is a predicted model, not a curated record. Gene Ontology annotation, molecular function: alpha-L-arabinofuranosidase activity. Lineage: Eukaryota; Viridiplantae; Streptophyta; Magnoliopsida; Brassicales; Brassicaceae.